CAGUUUGUUUAGACUAUUCUAUUGUUGCAACCACAAGUUUUUAAAAUAUUAGGAAUUAAAAACAUUAUGACAAAGCUCGAACUUUAUUGUGGAGUAAUUCUCUUGGCUUGUUGUUUGAAUUCAGCUCAAUCAGCUUGGAGUCAAAGCUUCAUUGGCAAUGCUGUUAACAAAGAUUAUCCGGGAAUGUGUUUUUAUAAUCAAACUCAAACACCAAUUAAUAUUGGGUCAAUCUAUAAGCCAUCAUCUGAAUGUGUUCAAAUAUAUUGCAGAGAGGAUUAUGUAUUGCGAUUGGAAUACUGUCCCUUUUAUAUGCCCCGUGAUGACUGUGAGGUGACAGUUGACGAAGGUGCAGAGUAUCCUGGAUGUUGUGCAAAAAUGACCUGCCCAAAUGAACAACCAUAAUUCGAGAAGGGUUACAGGAUUGUGGCUUGAAAAGUUUACGGAACCAGUGAUAUUAUGUACAAAAAGUAUUUACCUCAAAAAUUUCAACAAACGGAUUAUACAGCUAAAUAAUUUAUUAAUCGCACUGUUGAAGACAUUUAUGUGUAUAUUGAUUAUGAUAAAGUGUUUAAAAAAAAACUACUGUGCUUCUUAAUGGAUAGUUUGAGUUUGUCAAACAUAUUAAAUAACAAGAUUACCUUUGAAUAUAGAUCUUAAAAAAUAAUGUUCAAACUUAAAGUGAUAAGAGU
This is a messenger RNA of Eupeodes corollae, 689 nucleotides long. RefSeq lists its product as uncharacterized. Bases 67 to 402 code for a protein of 111 amino acids. The transcript has 3 exons. NCBI's taxonomy places the organism in Eukaryota, Metazoa, Arthropoda, Insecta, Diptera, Syrphidae. The record is from RefSeq and is a predicted model, not a curated record.